Messenger RNA from Glossina fuscipes, 372 nucleotides. RefSeq names its product ribose-5-phosphate isomerase-like. The record is from RefSeq and is a predicted model, not a curated record. Gene Ontology annotation, cellular component: intracellular membrane-bounded organelle. Gene Ontology annotation, biological process: D-ribose metabolic process; pentose-phosphate shunt, non-oxidative branch. The transcript has 2 exons. NCBI's taxonomy places the organism in Eukaryota, Metazoa, Arthropoda, Insecta, Diptera, Glossinidae. Gene Ontology annotation, molecular function: ribose-5-phosphate isomerase activity. The coding region runs from base 1 to 372 and encodes 123 amino acids.
AUGCCAUUUCGAGUUGAUAUAUGUGCCGAGGAAUUGAAUAAUUCUGUCAAAGCUACUGUUGCUUUACAAGCUGAUAUUAAACCUUUUGUUGACCGAUUGUUCGAAGAAAUGGACGUGGACGCUGUAAUCGCUAGUGAAGGAGCAAAUACAAUAGACAUAGAACGUGCGGUGUUGUUAAACGAAAGUGGUAACUUUAUAUUGGAUUGGGAAUUUGUCAAUGAGAAGACUUACAAUUGGGCAGAUGUUAAUCGUGAUUUACUUAUGAUACCCGGAGUGAUAGAGACUGGACUGUUCGUCAAUAUGGCCACCAAAGCAUAUUUAAGUAUGUCGGAUGGGCAAGUUAGAACACGGGAGCGUGAUGCUUCCAUCUAA